Molecule: messenger RNA, 1803 nt
Organism: Magnolia sinica
Lineage: Eukaryota; Viridiplantae; Streptophyta; Magnoliopsida; Magnoliales; Magnoliaceae
Product: protein WHAT'S THIS FACTOR 1 homolog, chloroplastic
Exons: 1
Coding region: 19-1506 (495 amino acids)
Molecular function (GO): RNA binding
Source: RefSeq, a predicted model, not a curated record
CUGAACAAGCAUGUAAAAAUGGCAGCGAUAAUCGUCUCUCUCCCCAUUCCCUCCCCACAAAACAGCAGCAGGAAGAAGCAUUUCCUCCAAACCACCUUCCUCCCUCCAAAUCCCCUUCCUCAUAAAACCCUCACAAAAACAACCCUCCAAAAGAAGAUUCCCACCUCCAUUUCUUCUAUCACUUCAUCUUCAUCGUCUUCUUCCACAAUCAAAAUCAUCCGCAAUCCAUCUCUCGACCGUCACGUACUAAAACAAAACAAGCUUCGCUUCGUCCAAAAGCUCAAAACACUCCUCCUCUCCAAACCCCGUCAUUAUCUCCCUCUUCGCAUUCUCUCCCGAUGCCGAUCCUAUCUCUCUCUCCCCACCUCUCGCUCUAUCCUCUCCAUGAUCAAACGCUACCCAGCCAUUUUCCAGCUCUUCUCUCCUCCACCUUCCCCCACGAAUGCAUCCGAUCCCCCUCUUUCCGUUCGCCUCACUCCCGCCGCUGCCUCUCUCGCCGCCCAAGAAUCCCUUCUCAAAUCCCAAAUCUCCUCUGCUCUCGCUUCCAAGCUCCACAAGCUCCUCAUGCUCUCCUUCCACCGUCGCCUCCUUCUCUCUAAGCUCGUCCACCUUGCUCCUGACCUUGGCCUUCCACCCAAUUUCCGCUCCCGCCUCUGCAACGAGCACCCUCAACGUUUCAGGACUGUUGACACUUCCUACGGCCGUGCGCUGGAGCUCGUGUCGUGGGACCCUGACCUCGCCGUCCCCUUUCCUGCCGCACAAUCCCCGGGUUUGGACUUGAUUAUCGACCGCCCUGCCAAGUUCAAGAUGCUGAGGCUGCCGAAGGGCCUUAAUUUGAAGCGGCGGCAUCGGGAUUUCCUCAUUAAGUUUGGGGAAUUGCCGGAGAUGAGUCCGUAUUCAAUGGAUGGGGUGGGGCUGCUGCCAGCGCCGCACACGAUGGAAGCGGAGAAGAGGGCGUGCGCGGUGGUGAGGGAGAUGCUGGGAUUGACGGUGGAGAAGCGGACAUUGGUGGAUCACCUGACACAUUUCCGGAAGGAGUUUGGGCUUUCGAAUAAGGUGAGGGGGAUGCUGGUGAGGCACCCGGAAAUGUUCUAUGUCAGCAUUAAGGGGCAGAGGGAUUCAGUGUUCUUGGUGGAAGCGUAUGACGAGAGGGGUCAGCUGGUGUUGAAGGAGGAGGAUGAGCUGUUGGUGGCGAAGGAGAGGCUAAUGGAGCUGGUUAGGAUUGGGAAGAGGAUAAGGAGAGAGAGGAGGAAUCGCGUCGAUGGUGUCGACAACGAUGAAGAAGAAGAUGAUGAUGAUGAAGAAGAAGAAGAAGAAGAAGAUGACAAUGACGAUGGUUUUGAGGAGUUGUUUGAGGCUGGAAUUGAAGAUGAUUGGGAGGAUUUUGGGGUUGAUGAAGAAGAAGAUAUUGGAGAUGAGGUGGUUCCGGGCAGCAGCGGAGAGUUUUGGACUGUCAAUGGUUUGAGCAAGGAUGUAGGUGGUGGUGGAGAAUUUGAAUCCUGGUGAAGAUGACUGCUUUGUUUGGCUGUCUUCCUGUUGAGUUAGUGAGAGACAUCAAUCCCUGUGUAUAUAAAGAGAAGAAAAAUCUUGGAAGUGUUAAGUUCCUGUUUCGAUUUGGGUAUUAUCCCUUCUCAACCUCUUCUUCAAAAUUCAAAAUUAAUUCUUGUAGAUUCCCUCCAACUAUUCUUAGAGGAAGAUGACAUGGGCACUAGCUCUCCCUACUCUGUCCUUGGAUGUGAUGCCCAUAUUUUCAAGUGCAAAAUGCUUGUAACUCUGUGUUAAUCUACAACUGUUUUGAUGGCC